Achroia grisella is the source of this 764-nucleotide messenger RNA. RefSeq lists its product as uncharacterized. The record is from RefSeq and is a predicted model, not a curated record. The transcript is spliced from 3 exons. NCBI's taxonomy places the organism in Eukaryota, Metazoa, Arthropoda, Insecta, Lepidoptera, Pyralidae. Gene Ontology annotation, cellular component: endoplasmic reticulum membrane. Bases 221 to 460 code for a protein of 79 amino acids. Gene Ontology annotation, biological process: negative regulation of VCP-NPL4-UFD1 AAA ATPase complex assembly; positive regulation of autophagy; negative regulation of retrograde protein transport, ER to cytosol.
AAGUAGAUAUUGUCAAAAUGGAAAUGUCAAAACUUCAAAAAUCGUCAACAGAAAAACAAAACUAUGUACCUAUAAAUCCGAAUAUAGUUACGAAAUAAUACACGUAGUAAUACGCAUAAUACAUUUUGCGCGUACCUUUGUGACUUUAUUUAAAUUGUGUUCCUUGUGGUGGUAUAGAAAGAACUCACUGAUGUAUAAUUAAGUAAAGUUUAUUUUGAAAAUGGGUAUAUUUACGUCCUGUUGUAGACCAUCUGCUACGGAUAUUUUGACACCUGACGCUGAAACAAGGCGUCGUCAGCAAGUUGAGGCAGCUGAGCGCAGGCAGGCAGAGCAGGCAAAGCGAGGAGUUAAAGAUCCUGAACGCCUGAGGAAGAUGAAGCUAAGGGAAGAGGAAAUGGAUAGACGGGAACAGGAGCUGCGAGAGCAGGGUGGUGCUAACUUGAAGUGGACAUCUGGAUGAGAUGAGGCUCCUCCGGCCGAAAGCCAAACCAAAGCUGAAAAAUAUAGAUAUAAGAAUUAAGUUCCUUAAUUUGAUUUGUUGCACUUCACCAUGGAAUUAGUGUCUAUCUUUCCUCUUCCAUACAAAUGUAUAUCACUAUCAUACGCGGGUUCGAUUUCUCGCACGGUACAAACUUUUGUAUUCAUGAGUAUUAUUGUUUGUAUCGGUUUACGUGUUUUCUAUGUAUACAAAAAAAUAUCUACGUAUUUAUAUCAGUUGUCUAGUACCCACAACACUAGCUCUGCCUUGCUUGGGAAUAGAUGAC